Messenger RNA from Myripristis murdjan (pinecone soldierfish), 3401 nucleotides. RefSeq names its product ectonucleoside triphosphate diphosphohydrolase 4 (gene entpd4). Gene Ontology annotation, molecular function: ribonucleoside triphosphate phosphatase activity; GDP phosphatase activity; UDP phosphatase activity. The transcript is spliced from 13 exons. Gene Ontology annotation, cellular component: Golgi apparatus; membrane. Gene Ontology annotation, biological process: CTP metabolic process; UDP catabolic process. The record is from RefSeq and is a predicted model, not a curated record. Lineage: Eukaryota; Metazoa; Chordata; Actinopteri; Holocentriformes; Holocentridae. Bases 361 to 2217 code for a protein of 618 amino acids.
CUGCGACUGCCACGUCACUGAGCGGAGACACGGCAGCUAAUGUUAGCCAGUGGCUAGCAGCUGGCCGGGCAAUAAUGUGACAUAUUCUGGGAGGGAGGACUUACUCUGUUUCACCGCAAAACGAGCAAAUUUGUGGCCACAAGUGGGAGCACUCCGCCGAGGCCGCUUUCCUAGCAAGACCUCAGAAGUCGCCUGGUAAAUGUAGCUGAUGUAGUUUUUCUGCUGUAUGUCUCCACGAAGGUCACGAUGAUAAGUGAAAAAAAUGCAGUGGAGCUUCCAAACAAGCCGGCCCUCCCUCCUUCAGUAGACUGUUAUGUGAUUUUAAUACAGUAAACCUGCUACCUGAAGACAAUCCACAUCAUGGGAAGGAUCAGCUUUUCGUGCCUUUUCCCAGCCUCCUGGCAUUUCAGCCUGUCCUCCCAGGUUCUUCCUCGGCUCUUGAUCCCUUCCCUCAGACAGCUGCUCUUUAUCGGCCUGGUGGUGUGCCUGGUCGGCCUGCUCUACCUGCUGCUCGUCACCGGACAGGGCCAUGCCAGCUGGAGCAGAAAGGACAGUCACUUCCACAGACACUUGGCAAGGGUGACUGAUGUGGAGGCAACAGACACAAGCAAUCCCAACCUGAACUAUGGCCUGGUGGUGGACUGCGGCAGCAGCGGCUCCAGGGUGUUCGUGUACUGCUGGCCCCGGCACAACGGCAACCCCCAUGAGCUCCUGGACAUCCGGCAAAUGAGAGAUCAGCACCGCAAGCCAGUGGUCAUGAAGAUCAAGCCAGGCAUCUCUGAAUUGGCCACAACACCGGAGAAAGCCAGUGAUUACAUCUAUCCUCUGCUGAGCUUUGCAGCCCAACACAUCCCCAAAAAUAAGCACCAAGAAACGCCCUUGUACAUCCUAUGCACGGCUGGAAUGAGGAUACUACCUGACAGUCAACAAGAAGCACUUCUUGAGGAUCUGCGGACAGACAUCCCAGUCCACUUCAACUUCCUCUUCUCUGAUUCCCAUGUGGAAGUAAUUUCUGGCAAGCAGGAAGGUGUGUAUGCAUGGAUUGGAAUCAACUUUGUCCUUGGAAGGUUUAACCAUGUGCACAACGAUGGGGAAGCUGUCGUUGAAGUGCAGGUCCCAGGCGGCGAUCAGCAGGAGGCGCUGGUGAGGAAAAGGACGGCGGGUGUCCUGGACAUGGGCGGGGUCUCCACACAGAUCGCAUACGAAGUGCCCAAAACUGUAAGCUUUGCUUCUCCACAACAGGAGGAAGUUGCCAAGAACUUGCUGGCAGAGUUCAACUUGGGCUGUGACGCACAUCGCACAGAGCAUGUUUAUCGUGUUUAUGUGUCCACCUUCCUGGGCUUUGGGGGAAAUGCAGCACGCCAAAGAUACGAAGAGAGCCUCGUCAGAAACACUGCCACGCGAAAUAAGCUGUUAGGCCAGCAUGUAGGUGAGUCAGUGGAGUCUCCCCUCCUGGACCCCUGCCUCCCCUCAGACCUGCAGGACGAGGUUGGCCCGCCGACACAGAGGCUCUAUCUGCGAGGCACGGGGGACUUUGACCAGUGCAGGCAGCUGCUCCAGCCGUUCCUCAACCGCACCAAUGAGACUCAGACCUCCCUGAACGGGAUCUACCAGCCCGCCAUCGACUACAGCAACAGCCAGUUCUACGGCUUCUCUGAGUUUUACUACUGUACGGAGGAUGUGCUGCGCAUGGGAGGAGACUAUAACUCCUCUAAAUACGCCCGGGCUGCCAAGAGUUACUGUGCCACGCAGUGGAGGACUUUGAAGGAACGCUUUGACUCUGGCUUGUACGCCUCACACGCUGAUCUUCACAGGUUGAAGUACCAGUGUUUUAAAUCAGCAUGGAUGUAUGAGGUAUUCCACUCCGGCUUCUCUUUCCCAACAAAUUAUAAAAACCUCAAGACCGCCCUUUUGGUCUAUGACAAAGAGGUCCAGUGGACUCUAGGAGCUAUCCUUUACAGAACACGUUUUCUGCCUUUGAGGGACAUUCAGCAGGAAAGCCUCAAAGGAGCGCACUCCCACUGGCGGCACAGCUUCUCCUUUGUCAACAACCACUACUUAUUCCUGGCCUGCUUCUUCAUUGUCUUGUUGUCUAUUCUGCUGUACUUACUGCGUCUUCGCCGCAUCCACCGGCGUGCGGCCCAGCGCUGCACCCCAUCUGCUGUACCAUGGCUGGAAGAGGGCCUGGGCUCGCCCACACUUCCUAUCAACCUCUAAACUUUUACAGUGUCAAGUCUGGACCAUAUGUCUGACUUUCCAAAGCCAAUCUCCACUCCUUUCCUUUCCAUCUGCUUGUUCAUUUCUGGGUGCAGGGCCAAUUUCCCUGAGGGGACAAUAAAUUAAAUUGAAUUGAAUUUAGUCAGCCUUCAUCAGUAGGCUGCUAUCCUGUCAUGACUUGACUGUUGAUCAAGUCCAGUAAACAGGUAAAGUUGUGAGGAAGAUCUCGCAUGAUGAUUUUUUUCAGACUUCACUCAGCUGUGAGAAUGUGUAUGUUUAUGUUAAGUUAUUUUGUUUGAUAUCAAAGUGUCUGCCUUUUUGUUUGCUACAAAUGUGACUGAGGUACAAAAAGAUUACCAAUUCUUGUCCUGUGCUCCUACUCGAAUGGCAGCUGCCUCCAAGUGUCUGUUAAAAUUGCAGAAAUGUCAGUGAGACAUAGUUACUGGCACUUUGCUGGUUAGGUAAUACUCUGUAUCCAAAUCACAAUUCAAAUGUACUUUGAAUUUCACACAGAUGGACUCUGGUAAAAUAUGCCAUAUGGAAGCAAUUUCUUUCAUUGUUUAUAUCCAUGUGUGUGCACUUGCCUUUCUCUUUGCCUUGUUAGGUGCAUGAUCACAUUGUCUCGGUAUUUUCUUUCUUUUUUUAAUUUUUUAUUAUUGAUUAAUGUUAUUAGCACUUACCAUUUCCACAGAAACCUCAAAUGCAAUACGAUUAUUGGGCAGGAGCAUUUUCAGAAUGUGACAGAGAAUGAGAUGGUAUGGUACUGCAAAGCUGGAACAGUCUUUUCUUCAUGUCUUUUUUCGCAGAUCUUUCUGCCUAGUAUUUAUAUUGCAGGAAAGAGAGCCUUUAAAAGCUACACUAGUGCAAUAUUUGUUCAUGUCUUGUCACUGUUGAGAUGUUCUCCAGUACACAUCAGCUCUGUUUGCCAGGAGCAUCAAUCUCUCUAAAAGCCCUAUUUUGUGCGGAGUUCAUCCAACUGUUCAUUUGGAUACCUUUGCAUACCUUUUCAGAUACAUUGGGCUUCAAUUUUAGAAGUUGUCAUAUCACUGCUGUGAGGGGAUAGUACAUGAAAGCACAUAUCCCAUUAUUUAUAUGAAAAGGGUGUAGUGAACUAUUUGCACAGAUGAAUUUAAAAAAUAGGUGUUGGCACAUUUGAAAUUCGGUAAUAAAAGUUUUAUGGUACA